CGCAGAACAGGUGCCGGCACGGACGUUUAUGCGCCUGCGUGCUAAAGGUGCGCUUGCGCAGUACGGAGGUGCCACCGGGACGCGGUGACCCUGAGCGUUCCGAUUUGGUCCGCGAUGCUGAGCAGGUUUCUGGGCCCGCGCUACCGGGAGCUGGCCAAGAACUGGAUGCCCACAGCCAGCACAUGGGGUGCCGUGGGUGCUGUGGGACUGGUGUGGGCCACUGACUGGCGGCUGAUCCUCGACUGGGUGCCAUACAUCAAUGGCAAGUUCAAGAAGGAUGAUUAACUAGCCCUUGGGGGCCCAUCUGGUGUCUGGCGGUGCCAACUCUUCCUGCUGCCUCAGGAACACCCUGAGCCCUGGUGAUGGAUGGAAUGGACAGGCGCCAGCGAAAUCCACAGCACGCUGGUGUUCUAACAAGUAUAACAAUAAACUGCUCUGAAAGAC
Molecule: messenger RNA, 444 nt
Organism: Perognathus longimembris pacificus (Pacific pocket mouse)
Lineage: Eukaryota; Metazoa; Chordata; Mammalia; Rodentia; Heteromyidae
Product: cytochrome b-c1 complex subunit 10
Exons: 3
Coding region: 115-285 (56 amino acids)
Biological process (GO): mitochondrial electron transport, ubiquinol to cytochrome c
Cellular component (GO): mitochondrial inner membrane
Source: RefSeq, a predicted model, not a curated record